GGGGGCGGGACGGCUGGUUGCCAUGGGUUCGCUUCCGGCGCUGCCUGGCGGAAGUGGCUGGAAUUCUGCUGCUGGCUGCCGUUUGCUGCCGUUGCCCUCGGGGCAUGGUGACUGAGGCGAGAACAAUUGGCGACGCAGUGUUGUGCCUCCGGCCAGGGAAUCCUACUGGCAUUGUUUAAAUCCAGCAAGAACUUGUGUCUUUUUUGAGAUUGUGUCUAAAAAAAAUCUACAGUACUGAGAGAUGUGGAACCAGGCUUAAGGACAACUGAGAAGAACAGCUAGACACUGAGGACAAUGCGAGUGCUUUGCUCCAUGGGUUUUCUGUAGCGGAGUUUAUGAUCAAUUGUGAAGACUGAACUUCCCCUUUGUGAAAUGGAAGAUUCCACACAAGCCUUAAAAAAGACUUGAAGGGGAUUAUCCUGGCACCAGAAGACCAUGCUGCCAUUUGUUUUAGUGGUGGCUAAGGCUGCAGGAACAUUUCACCCCUACCUUUAAGCAUAGUGGGGUCUGUGUAAGAAAUUGAAGAAAGAAGACUUUUUCUGGCUUAUCUCACUCUACUGUUUCUUCAAGGUGGAGUCUUUGAAGGGGGAGGGGGGUGCCAAGAGACCCCCCUCCCCCAGGAGAGAAGAACAUUAGGCUGGCCACCCUAUAUCUAUGGCAAUAUGACACCUUCCAGGUGACUUCUUGGAGUCUUGAGUCUUUCACAAAGUGGAUACAACAUCUGCACACAUGUCAUCAUGGGAGUUGUCUUACACGCUAUACUUGCGUUUAAAAAUAUAAGGAGCUUUUUGUGCCUGCUUCUGAGAAAAAGUGGCCAACCAGAUGCUGCUGAGACAUUUGCAAGCAAGACCUGAGUUCAAGGCACUCUCCCUAGCCUUCCCAUUUGUUCUUCCCAGCAACUGAUGUCCAACAGUGGAGCCUUGAAUCCUUCCUACAGUCGAUGCUGAAACAGGCUCAGUCUAAGGAAUCCUUCCUGCUGCUGACUAGCUGUUUGAGAUAAGACAGGCCAGAACAAGCGAGAGACUUUGUUUCUAAGCCUUCAGCCUUCUCCUCCUCGUCCCACCCCUUUUCCACCUGAAGCUGGCACUUCCUGAAAAGGGACAAAUUGUGCCCGAGGACAUGCGUAUUUUGUGCUGUGUCACAGAGCACAGAACCUGCCGUGGGAUUUGGCUCUUUGAGCAUUGCACUUGCAUGCUUUCCAAGUGACCCAGGCUUUUGGUCUCCACAGCUUUGAAGUUUUAAAGCUGCGCAGAUGGAGCGCAUGAAAGGCUUACAAAGCAAAAGGGACUUUCUAUGAGGUCUUCAAGUGGCAAGGUUUCCCUGGCUCCGGAGCUUUUUCUUUCCCUUUCUGUGGCUUGCAUUCCUUAGCUCUGGUGGCCCCAAUUCUGACAGGCUUGGUCAGCAGCCAAGCCUCAAGAGUCUGUUUCCGUUUUUCCAGCUUAGUGCUGCCCCUUCUUGGUGGGAGAGUGCUGUAUUGCUCGAUUCCGCUCAACAAGCAAGCAAAGCCACCGAGCAAAACAUUAUCAAUUUACUCACUGAGUUCUCUCUCUCCCUCUCACUACUUCCUCACACACCCCUCUUUAGAUGGGAAAGGUUAAUCCUCCCUGAUCUGGUAGCUGAUGCUCACAGAGGAGGGAGUUAGGUAUCAUGAGGGAACCAGCUGGACUAGAAUGUCUCCAUCCUGGAGUCUCAAGGGAAGGCAUGUUUUUUUGUACACCUGUGAAACAAGGCUUCCUGGCUGCCUUCUUAACUCUCUGCGAGUUCACAUGUCUUUCUCCUGUUAAGUGUUCAUCUGGUCCAGAAAACUAUCAUGAAAAUUGUUGACUCGUUUUCUGGCAAGUGAAACUGAGAGGCAAAAGGUCCAUGGUGGUAUUGUGACGCCCAUCGGAGGGGAAAGCGAGCACGAGAAGACAGGGUGGGGGCCUGCGCCUGUGAAGGAUGCUGAAGAAAAGCAACCUGGUUCUCUGGGGCGUGGUGCUUUUUGUGGCCUGGAACGCCCUGAUCCUCUUCUUCCUGUGGACUCGGCCUCAGUCCUCCUCUGACCACAGCCGCCUCACCGAAGAGGUCAUCCGACUGGCCCAGGACGCAGAGGUGGAGCUGGAGCGCCAGAAGGACCUCCUGCACCAAAUCUACCGCUACAGCGCUCUCUGGAACAGGAGGAAGGCUACUGAAGCCAAAAAGCUCCACCUCUCGGCUGCGUCCUCCGCCCCGCCUUCGACAGCUGCCCCCUUGCCCCGCCGCAGCCAAAUCUCUCCAGACGCCGUCUUGCCAGUGCUGGUGAUUGCCUGCGACCGCAGCACGGUCCGCCGCUGCCUCGACAAGCUGCUGCAUUACCGCCCCUCUAAGGAGCGCUUCCCCAUCAUCGUGAGCCAGGACUGCGGACACGAGGAGACCGCCAGGGUCAUCGCCUCCUAUGGAGACGCCAUCAUGCACAUCAAGCAGCCCAACCUGAGCGACAUCCCUGUGCCCACCGACCACCGCAAGUUCCAAGGCUACUACAAGAUCGCCCGGCACUAUCGCUGGGCCCUGAGCCAGGUUUUCAGGAACUUCAAGUACCAGGCGGCCAUUGUGGUGGAAGACGACCUGGAAGUCGCCCCAGACUUCUUUGAAUACUUCCAGGCCGCUUUUCCACUCCUGCUAGCCGACCCCACCCUCUGGUGUCUCUCUGCCUGGAACGACAACGGCAAGGAGCAGAUGGUGGACGCCAACCACCCGGAGCUCCUCUACCGUACGGAUUUUUUCCCCGGGCUGGGCUGGCUUCUGCUGUCCGACCUGUGGGACGAGCUGGAGCCCAAGUGGCCCAAGGCCUUCUGGGAUGAUUGGAUGCGACACCCUGAGCAACGGCAGGGCCGUUCGUGCAUCAGGCCCGAAGUGUCGCGCACCAUGACGUUUGGCCGCAAGGGCGUGAGCCACGGUCAGUUCUUUGACCAGUACCUGAAGUUCAUCAAGCUCAACGACCGCUUCGUGCCUUUCACCCAGAUGGACCUCUCUUACCUCAAGAAGGAUGAGUACCAGCGCUCAUUCCUAGCCCAGGUCUACGGGGCCCCUGAGCUACGGGUCGAGGAGCUGCAGGGUAACCAGCGCCGGGAGCUGGGCACUGUCCGAGUGCAGUACACCACUCGCGACUCCUUCAAGGCCUUCGCCAAGGCCUUGGGGGUCAUGGACGACCUCAAGUCCGGAGUGCCCCGUGCCGGCUACCAGGGCAUCGUCAGUUUCCUCUUCAGAGGUCGCCGCGUUUACUUAGCACCUCCUUCGGACUGGACAGGCUACGAUCCUAGCUGGAGUUAGCAGCUGACGACCCUUAAGCAUGUUGGACCCUGUUGUCAAAGGGGUGCUUGGAGUUGGGAGUGGGGGGCGGGGGCAAAACUCUGUAUUUUUCUUUUCCUGUGUGGCAUUCGAGUGCAUUCCAGGGAUGAGGGUGGUUUUGUGCACUUAAAAUUAUGGGGUAGGAGGGGCGGGGUUGCAGGGGUUAUUCCGAUGCCCCAAAGAGGGGGUGAGGUGGAGCGUUCCGAGUGCUCUCUCCGUUCUACCCUCCAGUGCCUAUUCUCUUUUUUUUCUUUUUGGCGUGGUGGUCUGUUCACUCAUUAGAUCCUUGGUGGCUUCUCCAAGUCGGUGUGUUUUUGAGGUCAAAGCCCGUGCUAAACCAAAGCAGCAACCCAUCGAGGUUUUCCCAGCUUCGUUGAGCUCAUGGAGGCCUGCGCAGCUUGUGGCCCAGCAAGCCAGGUGCGGGUCCGCAGGCACACAACAUGGCUUGAUAACUUCCCUGUUCCACAUAUGCAGGCAAGCAAAAAAAU
Molecule: messenger RNA, 3794 nt
Organism: Podarcis raffonei (Aeolian wall lizard)
Lineage: Eukaryota; Metazoa; Chordata; Lepidosauria; Squamata; Lacertidae
Gene: MGAT1
Product: alpha-1,3-mannosyl-glycoprotein 2-beta-N-acetylglucosaminyltransferase
Exons: 6
Coding region: 1939-3288 (449 amino acids)
Biological process (GO): protein N-linked glycosylation
Cellular component (GO): Golgi apparatus
Molecular function (GO): alpha-1,3-mannosylglycoprotein 2-beta-N-acetylglucosaminyltransferase activity
Source: RefSeq, a predicted model, not a curated record